Messenger RNA from Lingula anatina, 1108 nucleotides. Its product is annotated as steroid 17-alpha-hydroxylase/17,20 lyase-like. Gene Ontology annotation, biological process: hormone biosynthetic process; progesterone metabolic process. Gene Ontology annotation, molecular function: iron ion binding; heme binding; steroid 17-alpha-monooxygenase activity. The record is from RefSeq and is a predicted model, not a curated record. NCBI's taxonomy places the organism in Eukaryota, Metazoa, Brachiopoda, Lingulata, Lingulida, Lingulidae.
UAUUACGGAUCAAAUUCUGCUACUGAAAGAAGAAUUGGGAACCGAGAGUGAUGAGAACGCAAAGGAGUCGCUUACUGACACUCGCAUACGUCACACCUUACUGGAUAUAUUCUUUGCUGGAACGCAGACCACGGUUGACACGUUGAAGUGGAUGAUUAUGUAUGUAGCCGAUAAUCCGGAGGUUCAGUCAAAACUACACAAGGAGUUAGACGCCUUAGGGAACGACAUCAGUGGACUUCGUCACUGCAGACAUAAGUUGCCUUACAGUGAGGCUGUUCAGCGAGAGGUUUUGCGCAUGCGCCCUGUUGCUCCAGUAGCUGUAGGUCAUCAAGCACUCUGUGACACCAAACUUGGUGCGUGCGAUAUCCCCAAAGGCACUGUGAUUUAUGCAAACAUAAUGGCAAUCCACCAUGACCCGAAAAACUGGGAGUCACCGGAGAUUUUCAAGCCAGAGAGGUUUAUUAACAAUGACGGCAGCUUGAAAGAGGUUGACAACAAAAUAUGGAUUCCGUUCAGUAGUGGCAAAAGGAAGUGUGUGGGAGAAUCAGUUGCCAGGGCAAACAUUAUGAUGAUUUCGGCAUUGUUUUUCAGUCGGUUUGAGGUGAGCUUUCCACACGGACAAAAGCCAGACUUCGAGCCUGCAAUGGCAGAAUUUGCCUGUGUACCUAAACCUCAGAAGAUCGUCGUGAAGAAAAGAAAGUAAUUUUUGGUGUCAGAAAUGUUUUAAAACUGACCCGAAGGAAGUUUUCUUUGUUUAAACCUAUUAAUUGUAGUUAAAACGUAACAUUCUCCUGUUAAAGACACGCAGAUCUAGAUGACCGUGCUUUAGAUAGUCUAAGGAAUACCCUGGGAAGCAUUCACGUAUGUGGAAUUAAAUGGACAGGGCUAUGUAUUGCGAGAUUAAAUGCAAUAUAAAUAUAUGAAACAACACACAUUUAUGUACUGGGUAGCAUUGAAUUUUUUUUAUACUGGUAACGUGGAUAUCCAACUGCAGAUUAUCUUUUAAGGGGGAGGGGUAUAAUAGUAAUGAACCAAAUAAAUCGUUAAUUGAGUGAUUUGUACGCCAAUUUAAAUACAGUGAAGGAACUAUAGAUGCUUUAUUAAAGAA